AUGGCCUCUUUCGGGGUUAUCGUCUCCGGUCGCCCUAUCCUCACAGACGCGCAAGUUGUGUCACAAACACAAUUCGCCUUCCAGAUAGCCUCGCAGCCGCCCUUUUCGCACAUUGUCGUCUUCUUGCUCCCAGGAAUCACGCUGCCAGAUGGCACGGCCGCCGCUGUCUACGCGCAACUGCCGGGCGCAUCAGAGUUCCAGCUCCUCGGUGCCAUCGCCAACGAGAAGCCGAGCGCCAUCUUCAAAGUGAACAGCAAAGCGGGUGGGCCCGCUGGUGGCGGACUCGGCGAUACCGAUGCCAUGGUGGAUGAUGCGGUCUCAGACGGCAACGCCGUUCCCCUCGCACUGGGCAUAUCUGUGGAGCCUGCACAGCAAGUCGCUGCGGCCCUGGAGCAGAAGAAGCUGCAGGAGGCGGCAACGUCAACAAAUACGGCCCAAGGCAGUGAACUGGUAUUAAGAGGGCAGCGCUCGGUCACGACAAAGGUGUUGGCACAAAGAAUCAUCAAAAACUGCUACGAUUUCUUGACGAGCUGGGGCUCGGGUGACACAGUACCCUUGAAGGCAUUCCAGGCGUGGUGGACCAAGUUUGAGAACAAGAUUGAACGUGAUCCAACAUUCUUGGAGAGAAGUGAUGGUGGUUGA
Molecule: messenger RNA, 642 nt
Organism: Plenodomus lingam JN3
Lineage: Eukaryota; Fungi; Ascomycota; Dothideomycetes; Pleosporales; Leptosphaeriaceae
Biological process (GO): protein import into nucleus
Cellular component (GO): cytosol; nucleus
Molecular function (GO): nuclear import signal receptor activity
Source: RefSeq, a predicted model, not a curated record